AUGUUAUCUGAAAAUUAACAAACACAAUUUUGCUUAGAAAACUUAAAAGAUUAAAAAGUUAACAAAGAUUAUCAGGUCAAAAAAUGGGAUGAAAAGAAAAAAAAAAUAGUAAAGGUUAAAAUACAAAUCACAUUUACAUAAGAUAAUUAAAUGAUUUACUAAUAGGAAGGUGUAAUUUUGAGAUAGUAUUUGAUUAUUUUUGCUAUAAAAGGGAAUUUAACUAGGAUGAUUUCAGAGAUUAAGAAAUCUUAACAGAUAUGGAAUAGAUCUAAUUUCUUUAAUGGUAAGGUGAGUAUGGACCAAACUAGAAAAAAUAAGGUAAAUGGAUUGCAAUUUGGAAAGGGGAAAUGAUUGAGGAAGUUGGUGGAUACUAUGAGAAUGGAUUAAAGUUAGGUUAAUGGAAACAACCAAGUAAGAGUUAUUGGAGGUAAAAUUUAAGUAUGUAUACAAAAUAGUCAAGCUCAACUAUAUGAAAGCGGAGAAUACUUUCUUGAUUAAAAAUUAGGGAGAUGGAAUUACAUCUAUGAUAACUAAAUUAUGUAUUAUUAUUAAUUGAUUUAUUAGUGGAGGUGGGUCAUAUGAUUAAGCAGGUGGCUAAAAUAAGAUUGGUUACUGGAUUGAUUACGACGACCGAUUUUCGAAUUACAGACAAGUGGCUCAUAAUGGUUAAUAUGAAAAUGGCAAAAAAGUAGGUAGAUGGGAAAUUGAGUAUAGAUAUGACAACAAUUAUCCAUUCUCUAAAAUGUAAACAAUAUUAAAUAAUUGGGGACAGCGGUGGUGGAUUAUACAAAGAUGGACUUAAACAUGGCUAGUGGACUGAUUUGGAUGAAGAUUUUAGUGAGGAAAAAUAAGUAACGCAUAAUGGUGAAUAUCAAAAUGAGAUAAAAGUUGGAAGAUGGGAUAUUGAGUAUAGGUUGAAUAGCGAGAAGCUAUUUACUAAAAUGUAAUAAAUAUAUUAAAUAAAAUGGAGACAGUGGUGGUGGACAAUAUGUUGAUGGAGUUAAGAAUAGCAAAUGGAUUGAAUUGGAUGAAGAAUUUUAGAAUGCCAAAUAAGUAGUUCUUAAUGGUGAAUAUAAAAAUGGUAAGAAAAUGGGUAGAUGGGAUAUUGAGUAUCGGUCAUACAGUAGUGAUCCAUUUUAUAAAAUGUAGAAAUUAUUAUAUAAAUUGGAAAUAGCGGUGGCGGAUAAUAUGAUGAUGGAGUUAAGAUAGGCAAUUGGAUUGAUUUAGAUGAGGAAUUUAAGUAUUUAAAGUAAAUAAUUCAUAAUGGUGAAUAUUAAAAUGGUAAAAAGGUUGGUGUAUGGGUGGAAAUGAAAAGAGUUUGGUACUUAAUGGAAGAAGGAUUCAAAAAGGUUAAUGAAAUUAAAUAUGAUAUUUGA
This is a messenger RNA of Paramecium primaurelia, 1376 nucleotides long. Lineage: Eukaryota; Ciliophora; Oligohymenophorea; Peniculida; Parameciidae. The record is from the annotation of a GenBank genome assembly.